Molecule: messenger RNA, 639 nt
Organism: Naegleria gruberi
Lineage: Eukaryota; Heterolobosea; Eutetramitea; Acrasida; Naegleriidae
Exons: 2
Coding region: 1-639 (212 amino acids)
Biological process (GO): mRNA splicing, via spliceosome
Cellular component (GO): U1 snRNP
Molecular function (GO): U1 snRNA binding
Source: RefSeq, a predicted model, not a curated record
AUGCAACAACCACAACAAGAAAUUACAGGCGAUGAUCAGGAACAAAUCAUGCCAAACAACACAAUAUACAUAAAUAAUAUUAAUGAAAAGAUCAAAGUGCCUACUCUUAAAAAACAAUUAUAUAGUAUGUUUGGACAAUUCGGAGAAGUUUUGGAUGUCAUAGCAAGUAGAUAUGAAAAGACUAGAGGACAAGCUUUUAUUGUAUUUAAAGAUGUAGCAACAGCAACAGCAGCAAAGAAGAAAUUAAAUGGAUAUGUAUUCCAUGAUAAGCCAAUGCAUAUUAAUUUUGCAAAAUCUAAAAGUGAUGCUACAGCUAAAUUAGAUGGAAAUUAUGAAGAAUAUAAAGCAAAGAGAAAAGUUAAACAAGAAUCAUCUAAACAAUCUAGGAGGGAAGAAAAUCUGGUUCCAAGCAGUGUACUUUUCAUUGAAAAUUUACCAAGGGAUGUUGAAAAGAGUUCAGAAUUACUUGAAACAUUAUUCAACAAUUAUGAUGGAUAUAAGAAAUUGAGAUUGGUAGGAGAGAAAGGUGUUGCCUUUGUGGAAUAUGAAACUAUUGAACAAGCUACAUCUGCUAGAGAAGGUCUUCAAUCAUGGAAGAUUAAACAACAACCAAUGCGAAUCAGUUUCAAAAAGAUGUAA